This is a messenger RNA of Dalotia coriaria, 2543 nucleotides long. RefSeq lists its product as uncharacterized. NCBI's taxonomy places the organism in Eukaryota, Metazoa, Arthropoda, Insecta, Coleoptera, Staphylinidae. The record is from RefSeq and is a predicted model, not a curated record. Bases 533 to 1837 code for a protein of 434 amino acids. The transcript is spliced from 5 exons.
ACUCGCGCAGUCCAACGCAGACCGCGAGUGCGCAACCGCGGCGCGCUUAGAGCUCACUUCAAGCCAGCAGCGCAGUGAAGUCAAAAGUCAAAACGAUCGGAAAGCUCGGACGUGCAGCAUGUCGACGUAAACUCGAAAAGCAUUUACUUCAUAUCAAAACAUUAUAAACACUACAAGACAACACCAUCUGCAAUUAAAAACAGUCAAAUAUUCAUCAAUAACAUUAAUAAAUUAAAUAAAAAGUGUAAAUAUCGUGAAAAUAUAAUCUAGUGAAUGUAAACACUGUUGCAAUAACAAAAACAUUAUUGAUAUUGAUAAACGUGCAUAUAUCAAGUGACUUAAUUUAAUUCAAAUUCAACUUAAGUCAUUUUUUUAUUUUGGAAGUGAAGUGACAAUGUGAGCAUUGAAAUUAUUUGUUUAUUUAAUUAUGAAUUUUCCGUAUCUUACAUAAAGUGUAAGACUGUAGUGACAGUUGACAUACAGUGUGUUCAUAAAUAUUAAUUUGCGUAAAUUUGAAAUAGAAAGUGUUAGAAUGAGUGCCGAUAUGAGUGUAAAUAAUGCGAGGAUGUCGACGAACGGCCGGAUUUUCGCUAUUCUGGUCGGCGUGCUUCUGACAUGCGGAACUAGACAGGUGCUAUGUCAACUGGUCGACACAGAGUUUGUGCCACAGGUGACGGCAACAUGCAAGGCGGGACAUAUGAGCAUCAAGGUGGCCUUCAAUGGCAGCUUCUACGGGGCGGUGCACGCCCGCGACUACCGCACGCCUGCGUGCAUGACGCACGGAGACGGCGGCCGCCAGAUUGCUCUCGACAUCAACCUGCUGGCGGCGCACUCCGCUCCUGAUUAUUGUGGAUUACUCGUCAACAACAAAACCGAAGAACGUUCAGUACCGAUCGCUGUACGAAUCCACCGAACAUUAGAACUUGCAGAUGAUAAGUUCUAUGUAAUCACUUGCGGCAAAGCAGGAUUCCGUAACGCACGAAAUGAGACAUCGUUAGUGUCAUUACGCCUGUUGGAUGGUGGUAGAAAAAUCACGCAAGCGGUAUACAGCCGCCCCUAUACGCUGCGUGCAGAGAUCUCUCGCCCAGAUGGGACUUAUGGCUUCCGGGUUAAAUCAUGCUUUGCGUUCAACAAGCUCAACAGCAGUGUACCGCUAAUCGAUGAACGCGGAUGUCCCGUCAAUCCCAACGUUAUCAAGGGUUUUACAUAUGAUGACAAACGCAGCAUUGCCGACGCUCAGCUACAAUCAAUGUUUCGGUUUCCCGAAAGUUCCGAAGUUCAUUUCCAGUGUGAUGUUGGUUUGUGUAAAGGCUCUUGCCCAGACCCAAAUUGUUCUGACGGUGGCGGACAAACUAAGGCGUUGGUAACAGACGAAGGUGUCUUAAUGGCGGCUACUAGUGUGUUUGUCUUGGAUCCUGGCGAGGCACCACUUGUACAAGAGCUGUGUGAUGAUGGUAGUGUGCAUCCAUCAUGGCUGCUCUGGUUGUGCGUUGCGUUGGGUAUUCUCUUCCUUAUUAUGUUGAUUAUAAAUAUAUUCUUGUGUUCGGCGAUGACAUGCGCAUGCGCACGUACUGAAAUUAUCGAGAAGGAGCCGAGCAUCAUUGAAGACUACGAUCCUUAUCGAUCUUGGCAUGGAAGUCAAUAUGGAUCUAGAUAUUCAUUGAACGGUGCACCCCAACAUCCAAAAGGUUACACUUCCGGUGGAUCAACAAUGAAUUCGACACGAUCGGUGUCAUCGCAUAGCGAUCACUACGCUAUCGUGCACUCUCGUCCCGGAAGUCGGUACAAGCAUCGUGGCCCACCAUCGCAUAUUGGCAGCCAUUACAGCGGCAAGUGAGGGCGCCACCAUCAUGUUUUGUUUGAUUUUGAUUGAUUUCAAACUGAAACAAACGCAAUUCACCAGCAACUAGCAACCAAGUCUAAUAUUAUUCUUUUUAAAACUUCUGUGCAUACAUUCUACUAUAUUUUAUGAUAAUUUAACGAAUCACUAACACAGAAAAUAGCAACAAAAAGAGUGCUUUAAAUGAAAUAAAAGACAAAAAAAUAUUUUUGAGGUUAUGAAUUGUAUAGUCAUAGUCGAUUGAUGCUCCGAGUCCAUAAUCGAUACAUUCCGCUGCUUAUUAGUUUGUUUUAAGAGCCUUAUUUAAUGAAGUAAUUGUUUAGACGCUUUAAAAUUUUAAAAAGCGAUUCUUUUGGCUUUACUUUUGUAAAUAAUGUUUCUCACUUUGUUUGCUUCACAAAAAAACAUCCACGAUAUCAACUUAAAAAAAUCUAUUGAACGAAUAAAUAUCGAAAUCGAUCAAAAAUUGAAUCUAAUCAAAAUGUACCUAUAAUCUGAAUAACUGUUAAAUAGAUUUAUUAAUUUUAUAUGCUUAAGAAUUUAAACUUAUAAACCUUACACAUUACAUUUCGAACAAAUCAAAAUAAUGUUUAAUAUUGUUAAAAUUUUAUAGAACAAAGAAAAUUUAAAAUUGUCUUUCUAAAAAUGAACUGAAAUUCUAUUGAUACUAAAAAUUUGUAUAUAAUAAGAUGUACGAAGUAAA